GCGAACAAACCCCGACCGCACCGCACGUGUCUACACCGAACAAUGACAAAAAAUAGUUAUUAAAAAAAAUAAAAAACAAAACCAACUAAAUUUGAAAAAUAAUUGUCAAUGUUUGUUAUUAAAAAGUUAUUUGCAAAUUGAAUUCGGGCGUAAAAUGAAAGUGAAAUCCGUAGUGCAUUGACCGUCAUGAUGUUAAGCGAAAAUAGAUGGAAAGUAAUAUUGCUGGUCGCGGCGUGCGCGUGCGCAGCCGAGCCGAGUCGCGCGCUGAGCCUAGUCUACCCCCGCCAAUACAGCAAUAUAAUGUUCAUACCAAAAAACUACAAAAGGACCCGGAAACAGAGAGUUCUAUUCCUGGACGACGACGAAAACCAUCAAUCAUUCAAUGGACCUAAUCCUGGUGAGAUCGAUCUCACACUCGAUAAAUCAUCUUCUAAGAUAAAAUUUGAUGAUAAUCAAGACUAUGAAUUUACGUCUGAAGAGAAAACGUCUUCAGGAAAUGAAAGGUAUUAUGAACCGGCACCUCGUUUCAGGCCGUUCCAAACCCACCCAGCUUAUUACCAGGGAAGGUACAAUAGGCCUUAUGCUCCUAAUUAUUACGAUCCUUACCACGGCCCUAUACCUUUCGCCCCUUUAGUAAGGAACAGUUUUUAUUCUCCAAAUGGAUGGAAAGCGAGGAGUCCGAGAGUGGUUUUUCCAUACGCGACUGACAAUUCAAAUUCAUUGGUACAGACCAAUGGACAUACAGGCCCAAAUGGAGUGGAUAACGUAGUGUUCAGGGACCAGAAUUUUGGUACAAAUGACAUCGGUACAGAUGAGCAGAGUCUACAGGACAUUGGUACGGGCAGUGCUGACGCCUUUGCGGAGAGAGAUGCCAACGACCAACAUCGAGCUCGGAAUAGAAUUGGAAUAAAAGUUAAAAACAAAAUCAAGUUCCUAGAAAAACCAAUGUUCGUACAAACGGAUGGCAUAAGACAUUUAAAAAGAGUGGACAUUAUUUUCCCAAACGCGACAACGACAAUUUUACCAAAAUUCAAACCGAUUUCAGACGAACAAAUGCAUCGAGUAUCACAAAUUUUAAGAGACAUAAGUACAACACAUAGUACAAAUUUAAAUAGUUUUAGAAAAGGCAGAGUUUUGACUGCUCCGGACGUUCCAGUGACUUCUAAAUUGGAAGUUCUGCCUCAGAAGGAGGACCGACAAGAUGAAAAGAAAUGUCCCCAAGGGGGGACAUGCGAAUACUUUUUCUACUGCUGGAUGGUCGGAGGCCUUCUGGAAGGUUCUUGUGGUGGUCUUCUAAGGGGAUGCUGCCAUAGAGUCGCGAAAGCCGGCAUUUUAGGAGUACAAGACUCGAACAGUAUCGAAUACUCGCCAAAUGAAGGAUUGAGUUAUGGUCCUGUGAUAAAUGACGAGAGCUGCGGUAUUGCUACCAGCAAACAGCAGGCGCAGCGACGCAUUGUGGGUGGAGACGAUGCUGGGUUCGGAACUUUCCCCUGGCAGGCGUACAUCCGCAUUGGAUCUUCCAGAUGCGGAGGGUCCCUGAUCUCACGGCGUCACGUGGUCACGGCUGGCCACUGCGUAGCGCGCGCGCAGCCACGGCACGUGCGCGUCACUCUCGGCGAUUACGUCAUCAACAGUGCUGCGGAACCCCUACCAGCGUACACGUUCGGCGUGCGAGCGAUCAAAGUUCAUCCUCUGUUCAAAUUCACUCCACAAGCCGAUCGGUUUGACGUAGCUGUCCUCACUCUAGACAGGAAUGUCCACUACAUGCCGCAUAUAGCACCAAUCUGCUUACCGGAACGAGGGUCUGACUUCCUGGGACAAUAUGGCUGGGCAGCAGGCUGGGGCGCGCUCAGCCCUGGCUCCAGACUUCGUCCCAGGACGCUGCAGGCUGUUGACGUGCCAGUGUUGGACAAUCGGGUUUGCGAGCGAUGGCAUAGGGCCAAUGGGAUCAACGUAGUAAUCUACCCCGAAAUGCUGUGCGCGGGGUACAGAGGCGGAGGCAAAGACAGCUGUCAAGGCGACAGUGGAGGGCCACUGAUGCUCGAAAGGGCAGGCCGGUGGUACCUCAUCGGAGUCGUCUCAGCAGGGUACAGCUGUGCCAGUCGGGGGCAACCAGGGAUCUAUCAUCGAGUAGCUCAUACGGUGGAUUGGAUUUCUCAUGCUACUACGUUGUCGUAGCCGUACAGUGUAAUGUGAUUGUGGCCCUAAAUUGUACAGAAAAUUUGAGUAGAAAUAGGGAAAAAAUCAUCCGUCACAUGUGAUCAUAAUUAUGUCAUGUACUUUUAUCACAUGACGCUUUAAAGGCAAAAUGGGAUAAGCGACACUUUUGGUCAUUAUUGA
Messenger RNA from Hyposmocoma kahamanoa, 2340 nucleotides. RefSeq lists its product as uncharacterized. The transcript has 7 exons. The coding region runs from base 187 to 2178 and encodes 663 amino acids. NCBI's taxonomy places the organism in Eukaryota, Metazoa, Arthropoda, Insecta, Lepidoptera, Cosmopterigidae. The record is from RefSeq and is a predicted model, not a curated record. Gene Ontology annotation, biological process: proteolysis. Gene Ontology annotation, molecular function: serine-type endopeptidase activity.